AACUGGAGUCAUCUUUGUGGAAACCGCCCAAGUGUCUCAUUCAAGUAUUGAAUUUCUUCGCAGAAAGUCGAUGAACUAACAAUCAUUGCCAAUCUGUAGUUUGUGUCCGAAGCAAGAGGAUAUUUUAAGGGCCUCAAAACGCUCAGAAAACGAAGGCGAGAAGUCAAAAGUCAAACCCAAGGACAGACCAGUUAGACAGUCAUGCAGCAGAUAUCUUAUGAUCAGCCACAGGCAGAGUCUGAAGCACACUCACCCACUGGACAACAAGGCUAUGUCCACGAUGGACAACAAGGCAAUGUCUCCACCGGACAACAAGGCUAUGUCCCCACUGGACAACAAGGCUAUGUCCCCACUGGACAACAAGGCUAUGUCCCCACUGGACAACAAGGCUAUGUCCCCACUGGACAACAAGGCUAUGUCCCCACUGGACAACAAGGCUAUGUCCCCACUGGACAACAAGGCUAUGUCCCCACUGGACAACAAGGCUAUGUCCCCACUGGACAACAAGGCUAUGUCCCCACUGGACACCCUGCCCAUGCCCCCACUGGACAACCUGUCCAAUCCGUUCCAGGCCCUGGUGUCCUUGUGCAGCCCCCAGUGAAUCAACCUAGGGCAGGGCGGAUGAACAAAGCCCAUCUAAAAACUAUGCUGGGUUGCUCAAGAAUUUUUGAGUUUGUCGUCUUGUUAAUCGCCUCGCCAUGUGGUGUUGCUUACUCAAACCGUACAUUCGUUUGGAAUAGUCGAGCGUCGUUCUUCGCAGGAGUCUCCAUAUUUUCUUGGAUAAUGGUGAUAGUCCUCCUAAUUGCGUUUUUGUUUGGCAUCCACAAAGACCGGCGAUACUUCAGGACACCAUCAUAUGCCUCACUGAUAAUUUUAGUUGUACAAGUCUUCAUGACCAUACUACUCAUCGCUAGUACUACAAGCCUGGCUAUGCCCGGUGUUGAAUUGUAUAAAGCUGGCAAACGUGACCGUGAGCUAUAUGGUAAAGAAAAAACUUUUGACGUAAACGAUGUGUUUCUCGGUUUCGCCUUGGCGGGCGGUGUGUCGGCCUGUCUGUGUUUCGUGGAUGACAUCCCACAACUGAUUAAGAUGUACAGAUUGCAAAGGGCAGAGGAAAUUGCUGCGGCUAAUAAUACCCAGUAGCCUCUCUACUGACCUUCAUCUGCGGUAGCCUGGAUCAGCAACAAAGUAGUCAGUUUAAAAAAUUUGUAGAGGAAGGCUUUGUUUGAAAGCGCGUCCAUAGCUUUGAUUGAUUUUGUUGGUUAGCUGCAUAAAAAACGUUAUAGAGAGCUACAAUGCUGAAACUUAGUUCGUUUUGACUUGUCCUUUAUUCAUAUUUCACAUUUAUCAUGGUUAAUCUUUUUUUUCUAGCUAGAUUUUUUUAACUUAAGCAUAACAAGUAUGUAUUUCAGGCUUUUUGAGUAAAACUGUGGCACCUAUCACCCUAAAGAAGCGAUGAUCGUAAGAGACAUACGAUCGUGUGAAGUGUCACAUAAAAUACUCUGUCUUUUAUAUAUAUCGUUUGUUGAACCCUUGUUGAAAUAAAACUUAGAGAAUAAA
Pocillopora verrucosa is the source of this 1560-nucleotide messenger RNA. RefSeq lists its product as uncharacterized. Gene Ontology annotation, cellular component: membrane. NCBI's taxonomy places the organism in Eukaryota, Metazoa, Cnidaria, Anthozoa, Scleractinia, Pocilloporidae. The record is from RefSeq and is a predicted model, not a curated record.